AUGUCCACCGCAUUCGUUCAGAAGCCGGCUCCGGCCUUCAAUGCCACCACCGUCUUCCCCGGCGGCGAGUUCAAGGACAUCUCCCUGUCCGACUACCUUGGCCAAUGGGUCGUCCUCCUCUUCUACCCGCUAGACUUCACCUUCGUCUGCCCGACCGAGAUCAUCCAGUACAACGACGCUAUCCCGCGCUUCAAGGAGAUCAACACCACCGUCCUCGGCCUCUCGACCGACUCGCACUUCUCCCACCUGGCCUGGGUCUCCCAGCCCCGCAAGCAGGGCGGUCUGGGCCCUGACUUGGAGCUGCCCCUCGUGGCCGACAAGUCGCAGAAGAUUGCCCGCAGCUACGGUGUGCUGCUUGAGGAGGAGGGUGUCGCGCUGCGCGGUCUUUUCAUCAUCGACCCCAAGGGUGUGCUGCGACAGAUCACCAUCAACGACCUGCCCGUCGGCCGUGACGUCGAGGAGACCAUUCGCCUCGUCCAGGCCUUCCAGUUCACCGAUGAGCACGGCGAGGUCUGCCCCGCCGGCUGGCAGAACGGCAGCAAGGGCAUGAAGGCCGACCCCAAGGGAAAGCUGGAGUUCUUCGAAGCCCAGAAGGAGAAGGCCGCGAACGGAACUGUGAGUAACGGAUCAUCCAAGAAGAGAGCGAGAGUGGAAUGA
Molecule: messenger RNA, 657 nt
Organism: Anthostomella pinea
Lineage: Eukaryota; Fungi; Ascomycota; Sordariomycetes; Xylariales; Xylariaceae
Source: the annotation of a GenBank genome assembly